CACCCAUCAUCACCCCCAGACACAACAGCCAAAGGCAGCGGAUGAUGGGAGUUGUAGUCCUCCAACAAUCUCCAGGGACCCACGUGUGAGCACCGAAAGCCUAGAGCACUUCCGAGCAAGCACGCAUCCGGCCCGCUCCAUUCCGCACCCCGCUCCCUCCUCCUCCUCAGCACCCUUCUUCUUCCAUCUCAGAGCGGCUGCGCCUGGAUCGCGACCUCCGCCGGCAGGAACCCGGUGAACGGGAGGGGCGGGGCUUAUCCCAGGCAGGCUCCGCCCCUUUCUUUGGAAUCCUGGAGCUGCAACAUCGCGUCCGCCUCUUCGGCCCGCCGGAGGUCGCAAGUUCGAAUCCCGGAGGCGGCGGCGGCGGCGGGGCGCCCAGCUCGCCCCCGGGGAGGAGAAGCGGGUGGCGGCGGUUGCCUUCGGGAAGAAAGGAGAGCCAGGACCACCCGGGCAGUUAGAUCCAUGCCAGCCCAUGCAGUGGUUCACCCCGAGCCCCCUGAUGGAGGCUGGGGGUGGAUGAUCGUCCUGGCAGGUUUUGUGCAGUCGGCCCUGGUCUUUGGGGUCAUCCGCUCCUUCGGGGUCUUCUUUGUGGAGUUCGUGGCCUACUUUGAUGAGCUGUCCCGUCGCAUCUCCUGGAUCACCUCCAUCGGGAUAGCCGUGCAGCAGUUUGCUAGUCCGGUGGGUAGUGCCCUGAGCACUCGCUAUGGGGCCCGCCCCGUCAUCAUGGCCGGUGGGUUCUUCUCGGGCUUGGGGCUUUUGUUGGCUUCAUUUGCCACUAGCCUGGCUCACCUGUAUCUCUGCAUUGGGCUGCUCUCAGGUUUCGGCUGGGCCUUGGUCUUCACCCCCUCCAUGGCCUCCUUGGCCCGUUACUUCUGGAAGCGCCGGACGUUAGCCACGAGCCUGGCCUUGACUGGCGUGGGCCUCUCUUCAUUUGCCUUCUCCCCGCUCUUCCAACUCCUGGUGGACACGUAUGCUUGGCGCGGGGCCCUGAUGAUCGUGGCCGGCGUCUCCUUCAACCUGAUCGUUUGCGGGGCCCUCAUCCGCCCCCUGACCCUGAAGGAGGACCUGCUUGACCCCGCGAGAGGCGAGCCGGAGGAGUUGUGCCUGCAGAAGUUCUCCUCCCUCUUCGGGCUGCACCUCUUGUCUCACUGGCCCUUCAUGCGGUUCGUCUUUGCCGUCACCCUCAUCAACACGGGGUAUUUCAUCCCCUACGUCCACUUGGUUGCCCAUGCGAGAGAGCUGGGUUUCGAUGAGUACCAGGCAGCCUUCGUGAUGUCUGUGGCGGCCGUGGCUGACCUGUUUGGACGCCUCUUCUCCGGCUGGCUGGGAAACUGCAAGGCUUUCCGCCUGCUCCACAUUUUGGUGGCCUGGACGUCUCUGACAGGCGUCGCCUUGCUGCUGAUCCCGUGUGGCCGUGACUACCUGGUUCUGGUGGCCAUUAGCCUUUGCUAUGGCUUCUUCUCGGGAGCCCUUACCCCCGUGGUCUUCUCCAUCAUUCCCGAAAUUGUGGGCAUUGGGAACAUCUUCACUUCCAUGGGGUUGCUGCAAAUGAUAGAGAGCAUUGGGGGCCUGUUGGGGGCCCCACUCUCAGGUUGGCUGAGGGAUGUCACAGGAGACUACGUUGCCUCUUUCUUAGCUGCCGGUUCCUUCAUGCUGGCUGGAAGCCUCGUUCUGGUGACUUUGCCCAACUUCUUCACCUGUCUGGCCUCCUGCACAUUGCGAGAACCUGAGACCAAGGUGGAGUCUGUUGAAGUUGGUGCUCCCUUAGCGUCGGCACCGGUGCCAGUGGUGGUUCUCUCUCCCCAUGAUUGCCACCCCUACAAGGUCAUGCCUGAGACGGAGAAGCCCCCAUCCAAGAGCUGACACUCAAGGGUGCCAUCCUGAGGAACCCAAGAUGGCAGCAGAGUCCAGACUGGAGUGGCAGUGAUUGCCACUGUUGGGAUAGGGGUAAAGAGUUUAUCUUCCAGGGAGCAGUGAUUGCUGAUACCGACAGGCCAGCCAGAAACCCAGCCAUGCAGCUGCUGGUAGGAUAUUCACACACCUGUGCCUUUGACAUUCUGCCUUUUCUCUGGCCCACCCAACUAGGCCAGUGCACAAAAGCGGGUGUCUUGUGGAGCGCUAUAUCGGAGUACGUCUUGGGUCCCAGCAGAGGGGCCGCUGAUGCAAACUUCACUAACUGCCACGCCCAGUGCUUCCACUCCAGCAGAGGGGCUCUCCUGCCCUCGGCUGCUGUCGAACUUCCAUCCCACCCCCUGCAUUCCCAUUUUAACCAGCAUCCCCAGGAGCUUGCUGGGAGGGGUGGCAUUCCUGGCAGGUCAAGAUGGCUGGGAAGGGAGAAUUCCCUUCUCCCCAGCUGUCUCUUCCAGUACUGGGGAAGCUACAAAUUAGUGUCCCUCCGCCCUCCCCCCACCAACAUAGAGAUGGCACGAAGCGUAGGCUGCUGUUUCACUUGCGAGCCACCGACUACAACCCUGGAUACGGAUGGCGGCACCGCUAACCCCUCAUUUCAGCAGCAUCUUGCUGGGAACAGGCGGCAGCCCCUUGAGGAGGCAGGAGCUGUUCCCCCUGGGCUGAAGGCAGAAGGCACACCCCCCACAGCAAGAGCAGAGGGCUGCAUGGUCCACAGAGCCCCUCUGCUGCAGGGUCCAGUCCGGGAGGGUGCACGGAAGCCGCUGGGCUGCCAGCCAGCAGAAUGACGGUCUGCACGCACAGGGCCCUCUGCAGAGACUCUUGUCCGGGGAAGGCCCUGGCGUGGCUUCCAGAGGGCUGUAGCGCCACUAGCUCCUCCCUGGGAGUAUGCUGGUGUCGGGCCCAUUCACAUGGUUAUAAUUGGGGAACUGUGUCCGUUCCCGACUUGUGAUCGUGUGCCAAGGAAAAAGCAAGGCAGGAGCGGGAGGAAGGGACCAUCUGAAGGAGAGUUGGGCUGGACGGGGUUCUCGCCUACCUUGGCAAAGUGCUGGGUACGAGAGCUGGGGGAGCACAGCGCCAUCCUGCUCAGCAAUCUCUCUCGGGCGGUCACUUCCUUCCCCUCGGGUGUUGCUUUUCCCCUUGCACACGAUCACAGAAUGGGAGCACAUUCAGUUCCCCAACUAGGAUAGAACGCCUGUAAUUAUGAUCAUGUGCGCCUCCACACUGGGCCUUCUCCCACGGGGAUACACACAUGCACACACACACACACACACUGGUGUCCCCCCACCCCGCAACUUGCCAUGCUCUGGGCCUGCCCCUGUCUGAAAGCACCAGUCCGGCUGCUCCACAGAUGCCCUCCUUGUUCUCCAUCAGCCCACGGUGGGUCAGUACCUUUUCAGGUGUGGCCAUUUUCAGAAGCUGGCAUGGGAGAACCUGAGUUGGGUGGCAAACGGGUCUUGUGAAUGCUGCACUGUGCCCAGGUUAGGAGUUUGUGCAGGUUGGAACAAGUUCAGGGGGAGUUGUGUUGGUGCACACUCGCUGGGGGCAUGUUAAAGAUGUGGCAAAAUCCUUGGGAAAUUCAACACAGCCUUUUGACUUGUGCUUGGACCUCCCUUUUGUUCCAUUUUGUAAGCACCAGAGGUCCAAACUGCAAACCUCACUCAGUUCAUAGACCAUUGAAAGGUCUUUCUCUUCCCCCCCACCCGCCCACAACAGACUGCUUAGAAGCAUCUCUGCUUCUGUCCCCCACCCCACUCUGUUGCACAAUCAUGGGAUCAAUUUCAUAAUUUUCUAAGGAGAGCUCAUUUUCUUGGGAGAGCAAGGAAAACCUGGCUUAAAAGAAGUAGCAGGUGAAUUAGUUUUAGGUCCAAACAUGCAGUGUUUGUGUGGUAUGGGUUUUUAAGGAUAAAACCAAGAUGCUUUAUCUUUUUUAAAAACUCUGAAGUCUUUAAAAAUGUUACCACUUAUUUUUUACUUAAUAAGUUAAAAUGUCUGUGAAAUAAAAUUAUAAGAGAUCAACAGCAA
Molecule: messenger RNA, 3933 nt
Organism: Hemicordylus capensis (graceful crag lizard)
Lineage: Eukaryota; Metazoa; Chordata; Lepidosauria; Squamata; Cordylidae
Product: monocarboxylate transporter 13-like
Exons: 5
Coding region: 463-1863 (466 amino acids)
Biological process (GO): transmembrane transport; monocarboxylic acid transport
Molecular function (GO): monocarboxylic acid transmembrane transporter activity
Source: RefSeq, a predicted model, not a curated record